AUGAAGCAUUCUGCUGCCUUUGUUGCCACCGCGGCUGCCGUCCUGGCUCGCUCUGCUGACGCUCACUACAUCUUCAGCAAGCUCGUUCUGAAUGGUGUGGCCUCGAACGAUUGGCAAUACAUUCGUCAGACUACUCGUGCAACCAACUAUAUGCCAACCAAGUGGACCAACACCUACGACAACCUCACUCCUAGCGACACUGAUUUCCGCUGCAACCUGGGAUCAUUCAGCAAUGCUGCCAAGACCGAGGUGGCGGAUGUUGCUGCAGGUGACACCAUCGCAAUGAAGCUCUUUUACGAUGGCAGCAUCGCUCAUCCUGGACCUGGCCAAGUUUACAUGUCAAAGGCACCGACUGGAAAUGUCCAGGAAUACGAGGGCGAUGGUGACUGGUUCAAGGUCUAUGAAGUGACUCUUUGUGACGAAAGCGGCGAUUUGACUACAGAUGCUUGGUGCGCCUAUGGCAUGUCGCAGUUUGAGUUUCAGAUUCCCGCAGAUACUCCUGCCGGAGAGUACCUCGUCCGAGCCGAGCACGUCGGUCUUCACGGAGCUCAGAACAACGAGGCGGAGUUUUUCUACAGCUGCGCGCAAAUUAAAGUCUCUGGCUCCGGUAGUGGCACCCCUGCCACCACUUACCAGAUCCCUGGCGUCUACGAGGACACCAUGACACUCUUCAAUGGUCUCAACCUCUGGACGGACAGUGCCAGCCAGAUCAAGACUGAUAUUGCCGACACCCCUAUCGGGGAUGCUGUCUUCAGCAGCAGCAGCAGCAGCAGCAGCAGCGCAUCCUCUUCUUCGUCUUCGUCUUCGUCUUCAACUUCUUCGUCCGCUGUCGCAAGCUCGGCCGCAGCCACUCCGUCUGCUGGUGCAUUCGACUGGAAGUCGUUCAACCCGUGGUCCCACUACAAGGGAUCCGCCAAGUUCCGCGGCCGGGCCUGA
Neoarthrinium moseri is the source of this 936-nucleotide messenger RNA. RefSeq lists its product as uncharacterized. Bases 1 to 936 code for a protein of 311 amino acids. NCBI's taxonomy places the organism in Eukaryota, Fungi, Ascomycota, Sordariomycetes, Amphisphaeriales, Apiosporaceae. The transcript has 3 exons. The record is from RefSeq and is a predicted model, not a curated record.